UCCUAUACCCGGAAUGCCUCAAGGUUUUAGUUUAGAGAGCAAUGGGUGCGACUUUCAUUGCGCAUUCAGAUUUAGGGUUGUAGUUGUGUUUCUGCUGAAUAUUUCACACAUUUCGUGUCCACGCACAGCUGAGCAUCGCAAUGUCCGACGUGGAGAUCCGCGAGUACCGCGAUGGCGACGUCUCUACGGUGCGAGAGAUCUUCUCGCUGGGCAUGAGCGAACUUGUGCCGGCGUCCUUCGUGCACAUCCUCAAGCAGCCGCUGAGUCAGAUGCUGCUGAUGUGCACCUUCUGCACCCUGCUGGCUAGCUCCAAGUCCUUCAUGCUGCCCGUUCUCGCCGUCACGCUGCUGCUGGCCGCCGCCCGCCAAAUGCUGGUGCAUAAGUUCAACGCCUAUAUCGACAAUUGCUGCAGCACAGACCUCAGAACCAUCGGCGAGACCUACAUGGCCCCCAGGGACGCCUGCUUUUGGGUGGCCGAAAGUGAGGGCCGCGUGGUGGGCAUGGUGGCCUGCCUGCCCAGGAACGGCGACCCCGACUGCCUGGAGCUGAAGCGCAUGUCGGUGCGGCGCAGCCAUCGCCGCAUGGGCAUGGCCAAAAAGCUGUGCCGGACAGUGGUGGACUUCACGCGCGACAGAGGCUUCGCCUCCGUGGUCCUGAUCACAUCGGUGGUCCAGACGGACGCGCAGAAGCUGUACGAGGGCAUGGGCUUCCGCAAGGUGCGAGAGUUUUUGGAGCCCGACGUCGUCACCAAGCUCUCAAACUUCUUGCUCCUUGAGUACAGACUGGACCUGUGCAAAGACGACGCGGAAAAGUGAAAAAGUGCACAUUCCAGGUCUACUUUUGUUGUAAAAUUUUGUGCUGAAAUUCACGAGUGUAUUUUAGACAUAAGUAGAAGGAAAAUGAAAAAAAAAAUCGUCAGAUUUAAGCUUGCAAAAAUCACAGCAACAAACUUCCCUACCUCUUACCUAUUUACCAAAUUAAUAUAUUAUU
This is a messenger RNA of Syngnathus acus (greater pipefish), 990 nucleotides long. It is a transcript of the gene nat8, whose product is annotated as N-acetyltransferase 8. Bases 141 to 815 code for a protein of 224 amino acids. The transcript is spliced from 3 exons. The record is from RefSeq and is a predicted model, not a curated record. Lineage: Eukaryota; Metazoa; Chordata; Actinopteri; Syngnathiformes; Syngnathidae. Gene Ontology annotation, molecular function: N-acetyltransferase activity.